Molecule: messenger RNA, 3666 nt
Organism: Oncorhynchus keta (chum salmon)
Lineage: Eukaryota; Metazoa; Chordata; Actinopteri; Salmoniformes; Salmonidae
Product: nuclear body protein SP140-like protein
Exons: 18
Coding region: 736-2607 (623 amino acids)
Biological process (GO): regulation of transcription by RNA polymerase II
Cellular component (GO): nucleus
Molecular function (GO): DNA-binding transcription factor activity, RNA polymerase II-specific; DNA binding; protein binding
Source: RefSeq, a predicted model, not a curated record
UCUAGGGUGGCAGAGUGGCCAGUACUCUACAGUCAUAUGUGCACUUUCACUUUCCAAAAGUAAUUUGAAGUGGCCUUCCGUGCUGGCAGGAGAUCUAUUUUUUUUUCUCGAAAAUAACAAUAACAACAUGUUGUAGGCCUACAGCUGAAAACUUUUUGAUUACGUCCAUCGUCCAAACUGGAAUGUAGACUAUUUUCGUCUCGAAUGCUUUUGCGUGUCUAUCGUCUGAAUGAAUCUAUCCACCCUGGGCCUGUAUUGAAAUGUAAAUAGCCUACAAUCAUACUUUCAUUUCUGAAUCUAUAUGUGCAACCCAAUAUGAACCGGUUCGUUAAUUAUUAAACUGUUAAUAAUAUUCAGUCAUCUGGUAAAUAUAGCAUUUUUUUUUCAACAAAGAAAACUGAAUUGAAGAGGUGGACUGCAUUUGCGAUCGGCGCCAAUGGACCCGUUGGAUUUUUUGACCGAUGAAGAGUUACUGCGGUUUUUUCCGCUGUAGUAGAACAGAAAUGUCGUGCAUGGAGCAACCACACACCUUUCUUAACCAGCUCCGAGACCACCACUUCAUUCCAGAGAAAAUGCACAAGCAGCAGGGACGUGGAGACUAGUCUGGAUCGAGGGAAAGAGGAAAGGAGUGCUCAGGAACUCAGACUGGGGCAAAGGUUCACCUUCCAACAGGACAACGACCCUAAGCACACAGCCAAGACAACGCAGUGGAGUGGCUUCGGGACAAGUUUCUGAAUGCCCUUGAGUGGCCAAGCUAGAGCCCGGACUCUGCCAAUACAGAAGCUGAUUCGGUGUAAGAGUAAGGCGGUGAGGGAGAAGGGUGUGUACCAGGUGUUGGACUGGGUGGAGGCAGAGAGGCCCAACAGCAUCAAUGUGUUCUGGAACUGUGUGUUCAGGGAUCACCUCCUGCUGCAGUACCCCACGUUACGCCUGCUCCGAAACCGCCUGCUGGACGGGUCGUUCACAUUUUAUGAGAAUCUGCCAGAGAAGAUGGAGAAGGAAGAGGAGGAGGAGGAUAAGAAGAAGAAGGCUUCAGCGGAUGGGGAAGAGGAAGAGGAGGAGGAGGAGAAAAAGACAGGAAUGAAAAAUAGUAAAAAGAAAAGUGAGAGUGCAGAGAAGGGCAAGCCCAGCACGUCCACCCAGUCCACCCCCAGUCAGAAGAGGAAAGUCCAGAGGGUCAAAAACUGUUCUCCUUUUUGCAAGGGGGAGAAAUCUGACAUCUGGACCUGGCCCUUCUACAAGAUCCAGCUCCCAGUCACCUGUGGGGACAAGGAAGGCAUGCUCAUCAGAAACAAGCUGGCCACAGGGGAGAGGUGCAUUGUGGUCCAGGGUCGCUGGUUCACCCCAAGUGGCUUUGAGGAGUUUGGGGGGAAGAAGAGCAGAAAGAACUGGAAGUACAGUAUCCGCUGUAGAGACACCACUCUGGGAGAACUGAUCCAGGGAGGUCAUUUAACUUCACCAGACAUUAAAAGAAGAAAAAGUGCACAGGAUCACCACCCUGGUUCCUCAUCCACUGUUCGGAGGUCCCUACAAAUGAAUAAAACGGUAACACAUCAUGGUAAUUCAGCUUCUGCCAAGAGAGCACUGUUUCCCUUCAACCAAUCAGCGGGCUCAAUCACAGAGUCUGAUGAGAAUGACGAUGAUGAGGAGGAGGAAGAAGAAGCUGAGCAGGAAAGAGAGGAAGGAGAGAGAAGAGAUCAGGCAAACACUGCUGGAGAGAGCAGUACAGGAGGCAGCCAUUGUGGUGUGAAGAAGUCUGUCUUCAAAGUCACCUGUGGAGCCAUCAAUGGAAUGCUACAUAAGGAUCGGUUUGCAUCAGGGUCGUGUGGAAAGAGCAUCCGUACGGAGCUGCGCUGGAUGACCCCGGUGGAGUUUGUGAAGGGGGAGUCAGCUCUGGAAGAUCCCUCCUGGAAGAAAGACAUCCAGUGGGACGGGAAACCACUCAGCCUCCUCAUCAAGAGUAAGAUCUUGGUCAUCCACUCUCUCCUGUGUAAGUGCAAGCUGUGCAGCUCCACGGCCAAAGACAGGCAUGAUCAGGAUAACGAUGACAACUGCUUCAUCUGUAGAAGCCAGGGUAGCUUGAUAUGCUGUGAUGAGUGUCCUCGCUCCUUCCAUCAGAGAUGUCAUCUUCCUAAUGUGGAUGGAGCCAUGAUGGGGGAUGAUUGUCCGUGGAUGUGUACAUUCUGUGUACUGAGGGCCAGUCAGUCGUGGCGCUACCCCAAACAAAUGACCUACCAGGAAGCCUUAACCUGCCGAAUCUCAGACCACCAACUGGAAUGCCAGUACCUCCUGCUGUGUCUGUACAAUGCGGACGAAGAACACAUCGCUGUGGCAGAUCCUUGCAUCAAUGUGAGAAACUACACCAGUGUGAUAAAGACCCCUAUAUGGCUGGACAGGGUUGUGGAGAAGCUGCAGCAGAAUCUCUACCAGUCAGUGCAACACUUUGUGUCUGAUGUGUUGCUUAUCUUCACCAACUGUGCCACAUUUAACAGGGAUAAUGCAGAGUACUGUGUGAUGGGCGAAAGAUUGAAGGAUAUAUUUGAGAGAGAGUUCAAGAGUACAUUCAGCAUCCAACUUCAGCAUCCAACUGCAUCCAACAGCCAGUAGAGCCUUCAUCAAGUCUGUACUGUUAUCUCACUAUGAGACAACAGGGAAUAUUCACCAUGCAAUGGUCUUUCUAUACAGCCUUCAUACAGACUUGCAUGUACAUUAUUAUCCAUCCAGUCCUUUCAUGAAUUUCUUUCAUUCGUUCUAGCAGUCAAAAUGGGUGUGUGAUGAUAAUUGAAAUAGAAUGAUGGUGAUAACAUUGCAUUUCACACAGUAAAUGUUGCUUUGCUAACUUCUCAUACAAGAGCCUUAGAAUUCCUCACCUUCCAGGUUCUUACUUCUGGUUAGGCCUCACUAGAUUCAUGUCUAGGGAUUCUAGCGAAAAUAAACUCAUGAAUUUCUAAAGCAUUGUACAACAUAGUACUUGUUUGACUGUAGCCUACCAGAAUGUGGUUCUGUUGAGGAGAAUAUCAUCAGACAGAGCAGCAGCGCCCUCUUCAGGGCAGUUAGGUCAGCGGGUGCUUUGGGUCUCUGCCCUCAUGCAGGACCUGCAUACGCUGCUAAUGUAACAGUUGUUAAAGUACUGUGUGAAUUUCACCAGGUUCAUAUAUUAAUAUGACAUGUUGAUUUGUUAUUAUGCAUGCCUGCAUCCUGGGAGUAGGGGAGUGUGUACUUACAUUUUGCCCUACUCAAAACAUUUUGAUGCACUAUGAGAGGUAGGCACGUUUUUUUCUGUCGUCUUCAGAAAAAUGUGAUUAUUUUAAGCACAAAGUCAUACACGCAGUGUUUUGUUCAUGAAUAAUGCUGUAUAUAUAGAUGUUACUCAUAAGUUGAAGGUUUUGUAAAGAUGCACCUGUAACUACUUUUUAGGAUGAUAUUAUCAUUCUGAAUUCAACAUAUGGUUCAUAGCUAGCUAAGGUAUUAGCAGGCUAUUAAUAUGUGUGAACGAUGGCGAGCUCCUCGAAUGAUCCCAGUCCCUUGUGUUGUGCAUCUGUUGUAGAAAGAGGCGACGAUUCGCUGAACAAAUGUGCUCUACAAAUGUUUUAUUUCCUUUUGGAUGCAGGUAUGCGGUUUUAUCUAUGUCAAAUAUAUGUUAUGUGUGGAUGCAUAAUAAGGAGA